UCGGAUAAAAGAAAUUUGUUUCAUAAAUACAUAAUCCCGGGCCUGAACUAAACUUUUUUUGCAAAAAUUAACAAAAUGGCGGCCUCAGGAAAUUUUUUUCUAGAUUUUCGGGAAAAAUCAACAGUUAAUUGGUCUUAAAAUAUCGAAAUUUUUGAAAAAAAAAAUCUUUGGUUCAGGCCUGAGUUUAUUAUGCAUUCUAAAAGCUGUAGAAAUUUCAUUUCAGUUGUCACUAGUUCAAAAAACAUAGUUUUGAGAAAAAAUCUUUUAAAGUUUCACACUAGCGUGUUGCGAGUGCCGGAGCGCUCGUUGUUAUUUGUAGAAUAACUCUAAAAGCAAUUAUCGGAUAAACUUAAAAUUUUCAGAGUAUAUUUUUAAAAUAUUACACUUAACGAAAAUUAAAAAAAAAAAAUGAUUUUUUGAAAAUCCUACUACCCCUAAUCCCUAAAAAAUAUCAAAAUUCUUAGUUUCUUCAGAGUGAAAGUUUAGAGCACAGAAACUAUCAGCAAUUGUGAGCAACGUCAGAUUGUGAGAGCGAGCGAUAGUACUCUCCAUGAGAGAAAUUCAUGUACUUCACAACACUGUCAUUUAAAAAACAUAUAAAUAAGCUCUUCGUAUGAAAUAUCAUUCAUUUAUAACAGUAUCAGUCUGUGCUAAAGCAUUGCGCUAAAAAACAUAAUACUUACGUGAAGAAUAGAUUUCUACAACUAUAUAAGAUCUCUUAAGUUCUUAAUUAAAUAAGGAAAACUUUCAAUAAACCAUUAGCUGUACUGUUAAUACACGUUUUAUAACGAGUUACUACAAACAAACGAGCGCUUGAAUCAUUAACAAGCAUAAAACAAAUAGCAAAGCAUAUUAAAUUUGCACGAUAACACAUGAGACUAAUGUCAGCAUGUCCGAGGAAAGCAAUACAGUGAGUUGUGAUGCCACCACAAGUGAGCCGACAAUAGUGUCCGCCACAAAGGCGACCACAACAGCUGCCACACAGCAGGUCGCUGCAAAUGCUGAGCCUCUUGAUAUGGAGGACUUAGAAGAUGGUGAAAUCGAUGAUGAUGAGGAUGAUGAUGAUGUUGUUAUUACAAAUACAAUAACGAGUAGUGCAAAUAAUGCGAGCGCCACUUCGACUGUCAAUGAUAAUGGUGGCACACCACAAAAAAUAACGGAUGCGGUGGCGAAAAUACCGAUAAUCGACUUGUCACAUGAUCAUACGCCAUCGCCCACAGCUGCGGUGACAGGUGGCAGCAACAGCAAGUCGGAUGCUGCCGCCAAGUCGCGCAGAAACAAAAAGGGUCAACCGCCAGCAGAUGAUUACAUGGAGGAGGUGGAGAAAUCGCUGUCAAACAUUUUAAAUAAAGCUGGCGUUAAGCCACAAUUACCCAAGUGCUUGGAGGCACGUCAACAGGACACGAAGGACAAUGAUUCGUCUGCGCCCGGUCAUGGCCAGAGUAGAAGUAGCAGGCGCAGAAAGCGUAAAAAACAACGCGAAGAUAGGGAGAAGGAAAAGGAUCGCAAGGAUAAGGAUAAAUCACGUUAUAUGUCGCCGGAGUCCUUUAAUGGCGCCGCGCCACCAGAAGAUGAUGAGGACGACUUCGAAAUGUUGAAUGUGGUCGGUGGCAGUCCUUCCAGCACACCCGCGCCCAAAUAUGCACCAUCCGCCUAUCCCGUUUACGACUCGGCUGACGAAUCGUACACAUCGUACGACAGCGACUCACUGGAUGGGGCUGGUGAUAGAGGUGGCGGCGGUGGUGGUGGCGAUAAUAAACGUCGACGUAGGCGCAACAAAAAGGAUCGCAAACGUGGACGCGAUCGACGUGCGCGCAGUCGGGACGAUAACGGACGUAGUGGCAUACCAGAGAAACGCUCACGACGCGACUCAAAUGAUGACAAACAUAGACAGGAGCCCCGCAAAAUGGAGUUGUGCAAAUUCUAUUUGAUGGAGUGUUGUGCCAAAAAAGAUAAAUGUUCCUACAUGCAUUCGGAUUUCCCAUGCAAAUACUAUUAUCUUGGUAUGGAAUGUCCCAAUCGUGAAACGUGUAAGUUCAUGCACGAAGCACCGUUGUCCGAGCAACUGCGCAAUAUAUUGCUAAAGCAUUUAGAAACCGCGCCCAAAGAGAUACUUGGCAAUUUCAAAAGAAUAUCACGUGAUAAUGCCAUCGCAAUGAUGACGAAACGCAAUGAGGAAUUAUGCAAAGAAUACAAAGUGGAGAAUACUUGGUCAACCAUAGUUAAUAUAUCAACGGGUAAUAAUAGGCGUGGCAAUCAAGGUGGUGGUGGUAGUAAUUCAACGAAUGAUCAUCAUCAACAUCAAAGCCAACAACAACAUCAGCAACAACAAUCACACAGUAAUAUACCCUCACUAUUUGAUAUUGUUGUGAAGCCGCCAGUGUCACUGCUAAGUGUGGACAAACAUCGUAAAUCACGUUGGACAGAUUCAAGUACACGUGAAGCAUCACCGCCACCGCCAGCGCCAGCGCCAGAGCAUAACGCCAACAGCGCACAGUUGCCCAGCUAUUUGGAUUUGAAAAAUCUCGACGGCAUCAUGAAAACGGAACACAUACAAAAGCUAACACAAUUGGGUAUAACCAAUUUGCAGGAGAUCAAUCGGUUCACAUUCGGUCAACUGCAAGAGAUCGGCAUUGACUUCGUAGAAAUCAGUGAAGUACAGAAGAAAGUGCAAAGUAAAAUGGAAAACAAUGCAGCCAAGGAGGAUGAGGACACAGCUCCUACAACACGCGAUGUUGAUAUGCGUUCUAUUCCUAGUGCUACAACAACUACAGCAGCCAUGGAAACUUUAUCAGCAGGCCCUGCUUCAACACGUAUGAAUCUUAAUAUGGAUUUGGACUCGAAUAGUAACAACAGCGGCGGCGUAAAGCGUUUCGAAUAUUCACAAUAUUUAAAGGAUUCGAAUUUAGCUUACGAUCGCAAUGAUGCAUUUGAGGAUGAACGUGAUGAAGAGCAAUUGGUCAUCGAUGACGGCAAUCUCGAUAAUGAAGAGAAUGCGCGAACAACAUCAAUUAAUGAAAGUGACAAUAUGCACGAUGAGCCGCCGAAGACUAGCAGCGAUCUGGCAUAUCGGUUGGGCAUCAAUUUGAAUCCCUACAAUCCCUUCCGAACGAAUCCGCUCGAUUUCAAAAAGAACGACGAUAAACCACAUUCGAACAGCACGAGCGCUUAUAUUGGUUAUCAGCCUAACGAACACACAAACGCAACGUCACGUGCACGUCGUCGCACGCGUUCGCGUUCGCGGUCACGUUCGCGCUCACGUUCCCGCUCGCAAACACCAACACGCACACAAUCCACCACACCCGAAGCCUCCGACUCGGCUGACAAUGAUGAUGGACCAAGCAAAAGCAAAGAACCAGUUUACGAGCGCAAAACCAUGUACGACUUCAGUGCAGUACAAGCCGAAGAGGAUGAGCGUCAGCUGUCGGAGCGCAGCAUGAAAAAUGAUAAGGAUAUGCGUUAUUUGAGCGGCAGUGGUAGUAUAUUACCACUCGAUGGUGUGAUGAAUUACACACCGGCCACCGAAAUCGACGGCUCCAUCUCGUCACAUCUGCCGCGUACAUAUAAGGUAUUUGAGUUCGCCUUGCCACCAGCAAAUUAUGCGGAUUUACGGCGCAGUUUGCGCGCCACCACACAUACGGCAGAUCCGCGAGUACGCCGCAUACUCGGCUUACCCGAAACGCUUGCCACCACAGUGGCGUUGAAGCGUUCCGGACGCAAACUCAGCAACACCAUCGCCUCACCCGAAGCUGACGAGUCGCCCAAAUACUAUACACCGCCCAGCUCACUCACCGUCACACCGACGAACAGUGAACGGCAUACGAAAGAGCGCAUCAGCGUUAGCAAGUCAGCGCCGACAACAACAACAGCGACAUCACGUACGGAUCCGCGUUUAGAUCCCAGAUGUGCGGCGAAUUCAGCGUCAACGGCGGCUGCUGCCAAAGCGAAUGAAGCAGAGAAGUCUGUUGGUAGCAGUGCUGCCGGUGGCAUCGGCAAUGCCGCGGGCGAUGGCAUAAAUGCGGAAAUUGCGGGCUUGGGUAAGGAAAUGCGUGAGAAAAUGCAAAGUUCCGAUUGGUAUCGCAAAUUGAACUCGAACAUGAAGAUACAGUAUAAUCAAGAAUUGGCGCGUCUUAUCACCGAAUUGCGGCGCUUCCAUCAAGACACAUCGCCCGACAAAAACUUUAAUUUCAUCAAUUGCAAUAAGAAGAUCAUCGACGACAUACUAAUACAGUUGGGCAUUUUCAUAGAUGAAAAUGGCGAGGUAAAUAAAAUCGAAUCCGAUAAACAGGAAGAAGCUGACAUGAGUGCGAAUGCCGAGGCACGUGUCGAUUUUAUGCAACAAUUGGACUACGCACAUCCACAGCGGAAUUUCCCGAAUGCCGGAUUUGGCUUCCUCAAUGAUUUUCGCGAGCCACCGCCGAAUUAUCCCGGUAAUCUGGUGAUGCCACAGAUGCCAAUUAGCGCUAGCGCUUCGGGCAUAUCACCACUCCUGGUUAGUAGUAGUUUACUGGGACCUCCACCGAGGCCAUUCAAUCCGUUCGUCUCGAAUGGGGGAAAUUUCCAAGCGGGUGGACCACCACAAUUGCCAUUUGGUUUCUUAAACUUCCAGCAACAACAACAAAUGGGCGGCGGUAACGGUCCCGGUAAUUUCAAUAUGGGCGGCGGACAUAAUCGCCGAAAUCCGCACAAUCGUCGCAAUUUUAUUUAACAACAAUGCAACUUAAUGCAAGACUUAAAUAAUUAACUUAGUUGAUAUAUUAUAUAAAUCUAAAUAUAUAUACAUAUAUAUAUAUAUAUGAUUUUAAUGAUAAGCAAACAAUAAUUACAUAAGAAUUUUUCAUAAAAAAUGGAUUUGUGUAGCUAGCAAUUAACAUUUUAUUAUUUUUUAAUAAAUAAAUAUUUUUUAUAAAUAAAUAAGUACAAGUAUUAGUACAUAAAUGCGUAUAUAAAAACAAAAAUUAUGUGUACAUUUGUUUGUUUUGCUGAGAGCAGUGUUCCACAAACUUAAAUUGAAAAGAAAAAUAAAUAAAAGCAGGCCGUGGAUUUCAAAAUUAAUAAAAAAAUUACAAAUUUAAAUUAAAAAGCUAGUUUAGUGUUGCCACAUAAAUUUAUAUGCAGACUUCCAUUGUUUUUUAAAGUUCAUACAAAAAAAAUAAAUUAAAUACAAAAUAAUAAAACAUCAUAAAAAUAAAAUAAACAAAUUAUAAUAAAUAAUUUAAUUAAUAAAACAAUUAUAAAAGUAAAAUAAACAAUAUAUAAAUAAAUUAAAAAUAAAUUAAUAUACAAAAAAAAAAAAUUUAAAAAUAAAAUAAACAAUAAAUUAAUAGAAAAAUAAAAAAAUAUUAAACAAAAGCGCAGAUAACCUAAAAAGUUGUUUCACAAUAUUUUCUCUUACCAGUAGAAAUAAGAAAAUUAUUUAAAAUUCAAACACAAAAUUAUUUAUUUACAUAAAUUUUGCAAGCCAAUUUUACUUAAGAACUAGUAAUCAAAAUAUUAUUUGAUGUUUUUUUCGCAUUACAAUUUUUACUGUCUGGUAACGCUAAAAUUUUUAUAAGAACUAUUUUGAAAAAUUAUUUUUUUAAUUUCGUUUUGUUUCUCUUUUCAACAUUUAUGAAUAUAUAAAACUAAACUAUAUUUUUUCGAAAAAUUAAAAAAAAAAUUAAUAGAAAACAAAAAAUAAAAAAAAAUUCGAACAAGCGAGUUUAAGAAAAACGAAAGCUAUUUUUUUAAAUAUUUCAAAUUCUAAUUAUUGAAUUGUUUAAAACAAUUUUUCAUGUUUAUUGAGUUUACAAAAUUUAACAACAAUUAAAAAAAAAAAAUAAAGAAUAACAAAAAAUAUAAAAUUAUAAAAAAAAAUAUAAAACGCAAAGAAAAGAUUUUUUUUUUUAACUUUGUGUGCAAAAAAAUAAAGAAAUAGAAAUAAAAAUAACUUAAAUACUCUCUCGACAAGACUACAGUCCCUGGAAGCUAUGUUAUAAAAUUAGUAUUAUUAUUUUUUUUAUAAAAUUUAAAAAAAUUUAUUUGAAAAUUAUUUCGAUUAGUUGUAAAAUAAUUAAACAUAACAAAAAUUUAUGUUUUUAAUGUAAAUACAUGCAUAAAUUAUUUUGUAAAAAAUAAAAUGUGAAAGAAUAUGUUUUGUAUUAAUUUCAAAUAUUUAAUUUUUUUCGUGAGUUAACUUGCGA
Molecule: messenger RNA, 6182 nt
Organism: Zeugodacus cucurbitae (melon fly)
Lineage: Eukaryota; Metazoa; Arthropoda; Insecta; Diptera; Tephritidae
Gene: su(sable)
Product: protein suppressor of sable
Exons: 8
Coding region: 890-4708 (1272 amino acids)
Biological process (GO): negative regulation of DNA-templated transcription
Cellular component (GO): nucleus
Molecular function (GO): metal ion binding; RNA binding
Source: RefSeq, a predicted model, not a curated record